Molecule: messenger RNA, 1446 nt
Organism: Fusarium redolens
Lineage: Eukaryota; Fungi; Ascomycota; Sordariomycetes; Hypocreales; Nectriaceae
Exons: 7
Coding region: 1-1446 (481 amino acids)
Biological process (GO): secondary metabolic process
Molecular function (GO): CoA-ligase activity
Source: RefSeq, a predicted model, not a curated record
AUGUUUUCAAGAUACGAGACGAUCCUCUACCCAGCUGUGAUCUUGGGAUCAAUUGCUGCUGGGGGAAUAUUUACUGGAGCCAACCCGGGGUACACCUACUCUGAACUUGUCAAUCAGCUCACUGUCUCGGGCGCAAAAUGCAUUGUUACCGAUAGCCCUCGACUUGAGAUAGCGAAGAAGGCCGCAACGGCUGUAGGCUUACCAUCCACUUCCUUGGUUCUUAUCGACUCGAAGGACAGCAGCACGGUUGGUGGCGUCUCGUCUUUCCAAAGUCUGUUAGGUUAUGCAACGUACUCUUGGGAGAAGAUAUCAGACCCCAAAGUCCUUGCUGAUAAGCCAGCUGUUUUGAACUUUAGCAGUGGCACAACCGGGCUUCCGAAAGCUUGUGAGAUUACGCAUCGCAACUUGGUUGCCAACGCCGAACAGAAUCUGCACCUUGACCGAAUGGCGAGGAAGCGAAAGAAUGAUCCGACUUAUGCAGCCAACGACGUACAUUGUGCUUUUCUCCCAUUCUACCAUGCCAUGAAAUCAGUGGGUCUUAUCACUUUCUGCAUCUUGAAUGUCAAACGAGGGUGUACUACUGUUGUCAUGCCUAAAUUCGACUUGAAGUCGUUUCUCAGCACGAUCCAAGACUUCAAAGUAACAUACCUAAUCUUUGCGCCCCCAGUGGUAUCAAUGCUCGUCAAAAGUCCCCUCGUUUCCAAAUAUGAUCUAUCGAGUGUCAAGUUUCUGGUUUGUGGAGCAGCACCACUCCAGGCCGAUGUGGAAAAGCGGCUCGAGUCACUUUUCAGCAAGACCGGCGCUCGAAGCCGACAAGGCUGGGGUAUGAGUGAAGCUACAAUGUCCAUUUCGAUCUUUGGGCCUGAUGAGUUUGAUCCAUCUCAUGGAAGUGUUGGGUAUCUGGUGCCUAAUAUGCAGCUCCAGAUUCUCAACGAGGAUGGCAGAGCUGUUAGUUAUGAUGAGGAAGGAGAGGCUAUUCUUCGAGGGCCGAAUAUGUUCAAGGGCUACUAUAAGAAUCCUGCUGCGACCAAGGAUGCUUUUACUGAUGAUGGCUGGGUUAAGACUGGGGACAUUGUCAAGAUCGAUAAGACCGGACUGGUUAGCAUCGUUGAUCGCAAGAAGGAACUCAUCAAGGUCAAGGGAUUUCAGGUUGCACCAUCUGAACUAGAAGGCCAUCUUUUGGAGCACGAGGGGGUACUAGACUGCGCAGUUAUUCGGGUCCUACGAGACGGACAAGAACAUCCCCAGGCGCAUAUCGUCCGAAAGAAGCCAGAUGUGACAGGUCAGUCCAUCCUUUCAUUCAUGGAUAAGCGUCUGUCUCCCGUCAAGCGAAUUACAGGCGGUGUCGUAUUCACCGAUGCCAUUCCAAAGUCCCGGUCGGGCAAGAUUCUGCGACGAUUAAUCAAGGAUGGUUUUACUAGCAAUGACCCUAGUCCUCGUCUGUGA